Molecule: messenger RNA, 1764 nt
Organism: Candida albicans SC5314
Lineage: Eukaryota; Fungi; Ascomycota; Pichiomycetes; Serinales; Debaryomycetaceae
Gene: STN1
Product: Stn1p
Exons: 1
Coding region: 1-1764 (587 amino acids)
Source: RefSeq, a predicted model, not a curated record
AUGGAUAGAUCAAAUCGUUUACUUUAUCCUAGAACUAAAAUUGAUUGGGGUCCAGGAGAAAAUCAUAUAUGUUUAAGAACAUCAACUAAAAAUUAUUAUGUGAUUGAAUUAUUUCAUCAAUCACCAACUUUAGAUAAAUUAAUUCCAUUAUUUAUAAAUGAUAUUAAUUCAUCACCAAAUUUAUUUCAAAUUUAUUAUCAAAUUGCCGAAAAUUUAACUCAAAUAGUAUUAAUUAAUAAUUACCCCGUGAAUAAAGUUCGAAUAGUUGGGAAAAUCAUUAAUGAAAAAUAUAAAUCAAAUGAUAAUUAUAAUACUAGCACUAAUACUAGAACGAAAUCUGGUAGUGGACAAGGUAUUAAUGAUGUGUUUUUAACAAUUGAUGAUUUCGUUGGAUCAAGUUCAAGAAUAAUUGUUAAUUUAAACCAAUCGAAAUUUAGAUCUCAAGGAUGUAGAUUAAAUAUGUCCAAUCGUGGGAAAAUUGUUGAAAUUGAAGGGAUCAUAAAUAAUAAAUAUAUUUAUUAUAAUAGAUAUAACAACUACAACAACUAUAACAAUGAUAACUUACUACAACGAGAAAUCGAUGUUGAAAAAUUUACAGUAUUAAGUCAUAAUGGUAAUGAAUUCCAUAUUGAAAUGGAAAAUUGGAAGAAAACAUUGGAAUUUCGUAAUCUGAAUUUAUUGGAACCAUGGGUAUUUAUUCCUUCACCACAAAGAAAUAAAGAUUGUCAACAGCAGCCUUUAACUUAUAGAUUCACGGAAGCAGAAUUACGGAAACGGAAUAAUCGUCAGAACUUGGUUAUUUCAUCGCCCUCGCCAAUUAAUGAAAUACAACCAGAAGAAUUAGCAUUUGAAGAUAGUUUAUUAGUUGAUGCUGUACGUAAAUCAAGUGAUAAGACAGUAGUUGAUUCUAUUGAUAAUGAUGAUUGGCCACAGGAAAGCGGGUUUGAAGAAUUAAAGGAUGAUUCAGCGGUAGUGCAACAACAACAACAACAACAACAGCAGCAGCAGCAGCAGCAGCCGAAUUUACCCCAGAUUCCACGUUCAUCACUGACAUCACGACAAGCCACCCCUCUUACUAGCGAUACAGCCAUCAAUGGCACAUCACUGGGUUUAUUCAAUCAAUUAGAAAAUAUAUCAAACAAGAAAGAUGUCACUCUGAAGAUGGAUGACGACGACAACCACGAUGAUGAUGAUGAUAUUAUAAUUUUAGCGGUGAAUGAUAAUCCUGUUAAAGUAGUGACAGAAUUUCAAGUAACUUUGGAAAUUAUAAAAUUCAUUAUCAAUAAAAAUUUCACCAAAUUCAAACUUGUGGAAAUAUAUCGUCAUAAUUAUAUUUCACAAUUAUUAACCAAUUUAACAACAAUUCAAUUGAGUACUUUACAACAAAUUCCAAAUUUUAAAAAUUUGACUUCAUUUGACGAAUAUAAAUCAAUAAUUUUCCAUCGUAUUCGUCGUGUUUUACAAUUUGAUUAUGAAUUAAUCACCGUUAGUCAAACCCAACUGGUUAAACUGAAAAAUUUACAAAAUUUAUUUUAUAGUUUGAUACAAAUCUUACAUAAUUUAAGUGAUACUGAAAAACAACUGAACCAUGAAUUGAAUGUAAUGGAUUAUAUAGAAUUAUUAAGACAAGAAAAAUUAAUAUUUGGUGGGAUUAAUUAUAAAAUAAUUAAUGGAAUUAUUGAUUACAUUUUGACAAUGGUUUUAAAACAAGAUCGUUUAUGGAAAUAUGAUACAAAAAACAUAUCAUGGAAAUAUAUAGGAUAA